AUGGAUGACGGUCCUUCGUGCGACAUUAAUACAGCAUCGUCACUCAAUAAACGAGGAAAGAGAAAUAAAUCUAAAGAUAACCAUGUUGAAACUGAGAGCACAGUAAGAAAAGAGAUAGAGACAAAACUGACAGAUGCCAGUGUAUCUCUUGGUAAGGAUACAUCAGAGCUACCAAAGAAAAGUAAAAGAGGUCGAAAAAAACUUGUACCUCAAGUCGAUUCUGAUGAGGCUGUUGGUGAAAAUGCCAAUUUAUCUUCUAAAGGUAAUACAGCGGUCCUACUUAAAAAAGGUACAAGAGGUUGUAAGAAACUUGUUUCUAUGAGUGGUUCAGAUGAGGCAGGCAGUUUAUCUUCCAAAACCAAUGCCUCUGUAUUACUAGAAAAAGGUGAAGGAGUUUAUGAGGAACCUCUUUGUAAAAGUGAACCUGGGGAGACAGGAGGCAAAGAAAUCUGUUUAUCUUCUGAAACAAACGCCUCAGUUCUAAUGAUAGAAAGUGAAAAUGCUUGCAAGGUACUUAUUUCUAAAACUGAAUCUGAUGAGGCAGAAGGUAAAGAAAGUGAAUCUUCCAAAAUAAAUGCUUUAGUUUCACUAAAAAAAGAUGAAAGUUCUUGUGAAGAACUUGACUCUAAAAGUGAAUCUGAAUCUUUUGAGACUGGAGGCAAAGAAGCCGGUUUAUGUUCCGAAACAAAUGCCUCAGUUCUGCUAAAAGAAAGCAAAAGUGCUUACGAGAAACCUAUUUCUAAAAGUGAUUCUGAGUCGAAAGAGACGGGAGACAAAGAAGUUGGUUUAUCUUCUGAAACAAAUGCUUCGGUAUUACCAAAAGAAGAUGAAAGUGCUUGUGAGAAAUAUGUUUCUGAAAAUGAAUUUGAACGUGAUGAAACAGGAAGUAAAGAAGUUGUUUUACCUUCCGAAACAAAUGCUUCCGUUCUACCAGGAGUAGACGAAAAACUUCUUUCUAAAAGUGAAUCUAAUGAGGCCAAAAGCAAAAAAACAUUGGAAAAGUUAAAUGAAAAAGAAAUACCGACAAAACAAAAGGAUGCCAAUUUAUCUCUUGAAAAAAAUGAAGCAGAUUCCAGCUUAUCUUGUGAAAAAAAUGCAUCACGUACCAAUUCAAUUCCUGAAAACGAGACAACAGAUGCCAAUACGUCUCCUGAAAAUGCAUUUGUUCUACCGAAAAAAAGAGGCCGCAAGAAACUUGUUCCUGAAAGCAAAUCUAAUGAUACAGCAAGUCAAGCUGCCAACUUAUCUAAUGAAAAAACUGCAACAAUCGUAUCAGUAAAAGGUAAAAGGGGUCGCAAGGAACUUGUUUCUAAAAAUGAAACUGUUGUAACAGAAAGCAAAGAAGCAUUGACAAAAUUAAAUGGAAAAGAAGUGUUGGUGGAUGAGGAUACCGAUUUAUCUCUUGAAAAAAAUGCAUUAGUGCUUCCGAAAAAAAGAGGGCGCAAGAAACUUAAAUCUGUUGAAUCACCGAAGCAGGUUUCCUCUGCUGAAAAUAUUGAUAUUGUGUCCAAAAAAAGGCGAGGAAGAAAGAAGAAAAAGAUGACCCAUAUUAUUGAAAGCAUACCUGAGCAAAAAGACAAUUGUUUGAAUUCCACAUCCAAUAUGGAUCACAAUCUAAAUAUUGAUCAUGAUUCCGAUCUUAAUCCCAAGAAAAGACAAAGGAAAAAUGAGAACAUAUCAGACAUCUUAGAAGAAAAUAUUUUAUCACAUCGUAGAUCAAGAAGACUGAUGAAUGAUUCUAAAAAUAAAAAUCAAGAUUUAGAGGAAUUAGAUUGUGAUGAAAAGGUAUCAAAGCGCAAGUUAAAGCCUAAAUCGAAACAAGCAUUAGCCAGUAUCAAAAAGGCUAAGAGUAUUGUGAAUAAGAUUAAGCAGCGAAAAGUAAAUAGUCCUGUGCCUUUAAUGCAAGACUGUCCCUUAAUAAAGAAGUCAAUUGCUUUAGAAAAUAAAGUAAAGAGUAAUGCAAAACUAUUUCCAAUAUUUUCUUCACCCUCCUCAGCUGAAAAAGGUAAUGUAUCUGAAAUCAUUAAACAGGAUGGAACAAACAAGAGUAAAAAUAAAUGUAAAGACAAAAACCUUAAAACUUCCAGGAAAUCAGAUGAUUCCAAUAUUGUGAAUAGUAAAAAGAAGCUUAAAAAAACCAUUAAAGAUCAAAAAAUAAUAGACAUUGACUUAAGUGAUGAUCAUGUAGAGGAAAUUGAGAAUGAUGUACUAGUUAUUGAUACAGAUUCAUUUGAUGAUCAGGUGCAGAAAGAUAAAAAUGAUUUGCAAGUUAUUGAACUUCCAUUUGUUAAUUCAACUGUCGAUAAAGUUGUUGCAGAUGUUCCAUUCAAAAAGACAAGUACAAAGAUAUCUGUUGAACCAGAACUUGUAUGUUAUCCCACAUUUAGCCACUGUAAUCCAACUUGCAUAUAUGAAACAGUCGAAUCUUUAGGAAAAUACAUUGACAAAAAUAAAUGCAAUGAAUCUGCUGAAUUGACUGCAUAUCACCAAAGCGGAUGUUCGGUUGAUUCUUCUGAAAACUUAAAUCGUGACAAUGAUCCAACUGGAAAUGAAAAUAUAUGUUCAGAAACCACUGGUCUGUGCCCUAAAGAUGAAAUUAAAUGUUUUGAAUCCACUGAUUUGUGCCCUAAAAAUGACGUUAAAUGUUCAGAGUCCGCUGUUUCGUCCAUGGAAGGUGAUGAAGGGCCUCAACAAUGUGACAGUUCUGAUCUUGAAGAUAAAAAUUCCAAAAGUAAACCUGUUAACAAUUAUUUUGACCUUGAUGAAUCUGGGAAAGGGUCAAAAUUUAAAUUUGUAAAUUCAUAUAAUGCUGCUGAUACUGAUUAUCUAAAAAUACCAACCUGGGACAAAACUGCCCAUUUGCUCGAUGACGAAUGUUCAGAACAUUUAAAUUCCAAAAAGGAGGCUGUCAACAUAAAUGUUGAGUCAGAUUGUGUUUUUGGAAAUGAAUUAAAUCAAAAUAUCAGUGAUAAAAAGCACGAACAGUUGUGGACAGACUUCAUGUGUAGUUUUGGUGAGGAGAGCUACUCGAACCAAGUAGUCGUCAAUGAAAUCAAAUCAUGGCUAUCAGAAUGGAAAUGCAAAUUUAAUAAAAAUAGCAGGAAAAGUCAAGAUGAGGACAGCUCAAGUAGUUUUUCAUCCGACAGCUGCGAUUCUGAUUGUUCAUUAUCUAAUAGUAUCAUCAUUUCUGGUAUUCCUGGUAGUGGAAAAACCAGUAUGGUAUUUUCUCUUGCUCAUCAGCUAGGGUUUAAAGUUUUGGAAGUGAACGCAUCAACAUGUCGUAGUGGUCGUAACAUUUCUCUGCGUCUUAAAGAAGCACUCGAAUCCUAUCACGUGGAAAAUAUCGAAGUGAUGGAGGAUGUAUCUAAAGAAGAAUGCAGAAAUGAUGCUAGUUCUAAAAGGAAGGAUGCGAAAAUAAAAGAGCUAGGUUCUGUAACUGCUGAAGGUACUCCCCGGGGCAAAUCCAAAAAAAGAACUAAGAAGAAAACUGCAAAAGAUUCUGAAACAGAUGAUGAGGAUUGUGGGAAAAUCGUUAAAAAGAAAAGGACUAAGAAGAAAAUGGAUAAAGAUUCUGAAAUGGAAAAUGAUGCUUGUUCUGAAGUCUUUGAAUGUAAUAAGAAAGAAAAUAUCAAGAAUUAUUUUAAAUUAGAUUGUUCUAAAGUUGUAAAACAAGCUCCAAAAAAUUUAAUGAAUUUCUUUGGUCCUGGCAAAUCAAAGAAGGCGACAACAACUGAAACCUUGAAUUUACCUGAUGUUGUUCAGAACGAAAAACUGGAAAAAAAUUUAUAUAAAAUAUCUAGCUCAACUAUUAUCCUGUUCGAUGAUGUUGAUGUGAUUUUUGAAGAAGAUGAAGGCUUUUGGGGUACAGUGAAAGGAUUUUUGCAGAUAUCCAAAAAGCCCGUCAUAUUCACUGUCAGCCGCAAUGUAGAAAUUGUGAAAGCCAACCUGAAUAUGGACAUCAAGGUGUUCGAUUUGAGUCCAAUGCCAGAAAGCGCGACUGUUGAAAAGUUGAAAACCAUAACAAAGCAAUAUGUGGAGUCUUCCACGAUAAAUUUUCAACUUCUGUUGUCUGAAAGUGCGAAUGACUUGAGAAAAAGCAUACUCAAUGCACAAUUUUGGACUAAAAAGUCAGGUCCCACCAGAUCAUCUAAAAAUGUUAAAACUUUUUAUCAAAAUAGCUUUGUUUUAGGACUAUUGGACUUCAAGAGUGACGAAAUCAAUCGUUUACUUUUCAAAGACUCUUCUUCGAAUCUGCCCUCGGUGAUCUUGGAUUAUCACAAAAAAGGUUAUGAUUUGCUCCAUGGAAAAGUGCUGUGA
This is a messenger RNA of Uloborus diversus, 4317 nucleotides long. RefSeq names its product ATPase family AAA domain-containing protein 5-like. The record is from RefSeq and is a predicted model, not a curated record. The transcript has 3 exons. NCBI's taxonomy places the organism in Eukaryota, Metazoa, Arthropoda, Arachnida, Araneae, Uloboridae. Gene Ontology annotation, molecular function: ATP hydrolysis activity; ATP binding; DNA binding. Gene Ontology annotation, cellular component: nucleus. The coding region runs from base 1 to 4317 and encodes 1438 amino acids.